Messenger RNA from Acanthosepion pharaonis, 948 nucleotides. NCBI's taxonomy places the organism in Eukaryota, Metazoa, Mollusca, Cephalopoda, Sepiida, Sepiidae. The record is from the annotation of a GenBank genome assembly.
AUGAGAUUUGCUCGAAAAAGCAAAGGUUGUUACUCGAACAGCUUUCGUCGAUUGCGAGUGGACGAGACCGGCGCAGCGAGAGACGGCACGGCACGAGACGCCGGCCGACGAUCCCGGCAACGGAAGAGGUCGCUGCCCGCCGCCAUAAUCCUUGCUUUCAGUUCAUCUUUGUGUGUUCAUAUCUAUCUAUCUAUCUAUCUAUCUAUCUAUCUAUCUAUCUAUCUAUCUAUCUAUCUAUCUAUCUAUCACAGUCUGUUCAUUAUCUAUGUAUCUAUUGAUAUCAGCUUGUUUCUAUCUAUCAAUCUCUCUGUCUAUCCCGAUUUGUUCAUAUCUAUCUAUCUAUCUAUCUAUCUAUCUAUCUAUCUAUCUAUCUAUCUAUCUAUCUAUCUAUCUAUCACAGUCUGUUCAUUAUCUAUGUAUCUAUUGAUAUCAGCCUGUUUCUAUCUACCAAUCUAUCUCUCUGUCUAUCCCGAUUUGUUCAUAUCUAUCUAUCUAUCUAUCUAUCUAUCUAUCUAUCUAUCUAUCUAUCUAUCUAUCUAUCCCCGUCUGUUCCUUAUCUAUCUAUCUAUCUAUCUAUCUAUCUAUCUAUCUAUCUAUCUAUCUAUUACAGUCUCUUCAUUAUCUAUGUAUCUAUUGAUAUCAGCUUGUUUGUAUCUAUCAAUCUCUCUGUCUAUCCCGAUUUAUUCAUAUCUAUCUAUCUAUCUAUCUAUCUAUCUAUCUAUCUAUCUAUCUAUCUAUCUAUCUUUUUUCCUUUUUAUCUUUCACUUUUUACUCUCGUUGCUGUCUUUAUCUAUUUUUAUCCUUCUUCCCUUCCUUUUGUUUUCGCUUUCGUUUCUGUCUUUUCAUAUUCCACUCUUUUCUUUCUUUCUUUGUUUUUUUCUUUAUUUCGUUCUUUCUUUCAUUCUUUCUUUUUUUUAUUUUGUUUUGUUUGUCUUUCUUUCUUUUUAG